UCCGUAUAACGUCAAAUAUGGUUUGCGAAGAUGGCUGCCUCCAUACUGAAGGUUGCAGGUCUCAUGAGGUGUGCGUGGCACACUUUACCCUCAGUGAGGGCAUUGUCUCUGUCUGUGCCUGUCAGUCAAGGUGUCCCUCAGUCAUUGUGGAAGAUAGGCAGGUUGAAUCAUGUGGCAAUCGCAGUACCAGACCUAGAGAAAGCCACAGCACUGUACCGCGAUGUGCUGGGUGCUCAGGUGAGCGCUACUGUGCCUCUCCCAGAGCAUGGCGUAUACACUGUGUUUGUGGAACUGGGCAACACUAAGCUGGAGCUUCUGCAUCCCCUGGGAGAGAAAAGCCCUAUUGCAGGAUUCCUGCAAAAGAACAAAGCUGGAGGGAUGCAUCAUAUCUGUAUUGAGGUUGAUGAUAUCAAUGCAGCAGUAGUUGAUUUGAAGGCAAAGAAUAUAAGACUGCUCUCACCAGAGCCAAGAAUAGGAGCACAUGGCAAACCUGUGAUGUUCCUCCACCCUAAAGACUGUGAUGGAGUUCUUGUGGAGAUAGAACAAGCAUAGACAUUACACAUGACCCAAGUGAUAACAUUAUGUAGUUUAAAACAAGCUGAAGUUAUGCAAGUGAUGAUUGAAAGUAAAAUGGGAUGUUUCCACUUUCAGACAUUAUUACUCUCUCUUUGUGUUUUUGAUAAUUGUAUCAUUUUGCCUUAAUAUUUAAUAAAUACUUAGUUUGAGGUAAUUGAUCAUUUUUCUGCACCAUUUACAAAAAGUUGUUUUCUAUUGUUAAAGUGAAAGCAGAAACAAGCAAAUCUUGCAGUUUUUUUAAAAUGCUACAAUACAAUGGAAAGUGGUUCUAAUGAAAGUACUAUAUGUUCAUGAAUCAUAAAUGUGUAUUCAAAUCGUCACAAUCCUCCCAUCUGGCUCUCAAAAGAGCUGACAGAUUGAAGCUUUCUUUGUUUGGCCAACAACCAUGUAAUCGGGAUACAACUUGGACCAUAUUUUCACUGUAGUCAGCUCUCUGCCAAAUAUAAAGUUGUUUUGCUAUUACACACUAAAUCUGCUUCUUUUGGAUACAACUGGAGGACGGAGAUUAGGAACUGAUGUUUGUGUGCUGGCGGUUGUCUUGUUGUGUGGUCUCUAAUGUCCUUUUUAAAGUUUUUGAUGUUAAAAUAAAAAAAAUCAUUUUAUUUAUUUAAUUAUUAUUAUUAUUAUUUUUUUUUUUGACAUUUCAGUUUUUUUUGCAAAACAAUAGAAAAGGAACAAUAUUGUGUCCAAUGAAAAUUUCAGCCUGCCACAGACAUUUUCACAUUUUGCCUGGAUUUAAAUCAUUGGUAAAAAAUAACUUUACGGAAAUGUAUUUUACUAGAAAAACAGAGAAAUUGCCCUAGAUCAAAUGUUGA
Molecule: messenger RNA, 1391 nt
Organism: Xyrauchen texanus (razorback sucker)
Lineage: Eukaryota; Metazoa; Chordata; Actinopteri; Cypriniformes; Catostomidae
Product: methylmalonyl-CoA epimerase, mitochondrial-like
Exons: 4
Coding region: 31-552 (173 amino acids)
Biological process (GO): L-methylmalonyl-CoA metabolic process
Cellular component (GO): mitochondrion
Molecular function (GO): methylmalonyl-CoA epimerase activity
Source: RefSeq, a predicted model, not a curated record